AAAAAUUAAAUAGGAAUAGGAAAGGAAAUUUAGUUUAUAAAUAUUUAUAGUUAAUAAUAAUUUAAUUCCUAGUGCUAGCACUGUUUAACCGCUACAAAGUGUGAAUCCUUCCCUUAAAAUUUUUUAGACGAUGUAAUUGAAAAGAAAUUUGUACAUUAUAUUCCGAAGUUAUAAUUUUUGGCAACCAUGGUUCCUGUUGCUAUCGAAGGUUGUAACCAAGGGGCCGAGGGUGGAGGAGCUCGAGGUGGCUCCAUUUCCCUUGCCUUGCUGAUAGACUUCAUAGUGCAAAGAACUUAUGAUGAACUUACAGUAUUGGCAGAAUUGUUACCGCGUAAGACAGAUAUGGAACGAAAAAUUGAAAUAUAUAAAUUUAGUGCUCGCACUCGUCAGUUGUUUGUUCGCUUGUUGGCCCUCGUGAAAUGGGCCAGCAGUGCUACAAAGGUAGAUCGUUCAGCACAUAUUAUGGCCUUCUUGGACAAGCAGGCAUUGCUUUUUGUAGAAACAGCAGAUGUAUUAGCAAGAGUAGCUAGAGAAACCCUUGUCCAUGCCCGCUUGCCAACGUUCCACAUGGCAGCAGCAGUGGAAGUAUUGACAUUGGGAACAUACAGUCGCUUGCCUGCAGUGAUCCGCGAACGGUUGGUGCCACCACCUACACUAACAGCUGCAGAACGUCGUACUACAUUGCGUGCCCUCGCUCAUGUUGUACGACAGAGACUUACCACUGCAUCAUUACCAAGUGAUGUCCGAAAUUUAAAAGUGGAGAAUGGGAGAGCUACAUUUACAGUUGGUCAAGAGUUUAGUGUAUCAUUGACAGUCAUGGGGGAUGCUCCAAACUUACCUUGGAGACUAUUGGAUAUUGCUAUUCUAAUUGCUGAUAGUGAAACUGGCGAAGGGAAGCCUCUAGUGCACAGCUCGCAGCUUGCUUGGUUGCGUGGCGUCGCGCAGGCCCGGCUAGCGGCCGCGGGCCUAAGCGGCGCGCUCGCAGCGCUCCGAUACUUCUGCCGCUCGCUGUCACUGGAGUUGCUUUACACGCAGACGUUGAGGUUGUGCCGCGAUCGCUUAUCGCGACAUUUGCAAGUGGACAGAUACACGCCAGGCCAGAAGUUGCAGGUGUCGUAUUGGAGAGAGUUAGGUUGCGAGCUUGGUUACCGGCUGAUAAUAGGCGCGGAGGGUGAGCAACUGUCUGUUUGGCACGUGCCCGCGCUGACGGGCGGCGAGCGAGUGUCGGCCGCGUUGACGCCACAUGCUCCCUCCAUGGAGCGGCUGUUGGCGCACACGGUCCACGUGCGCUCUAGGCAGAGGCUCAAUGACCUAAAAGUGCUGCUCAACGAUCUUGGUGUGGAGUGCUCUGUAGGUGGGUGGCCGUGCGUGCUAGCGUGCUCAGUAGUGGCGCCGUGCUUGCGCGCGGAGCAGCUGCUAGUAUGCGUGGGCGCUCACGGGGGCAGACUGCGAGCGCGGGUUCCUGCCUACCCCACCUCCCCGCGCAUGCCCGACCUGGCGCGUGCGCUCGCCUCCGCCGACCUGCCGCUCAUACGCGCGCUGCUCACACAACUCAGGUUCUGGUUAGUAGCUCGUAGAUGUGAGAAAACCCUACAACACUUGCCGGCUAGCGUGUGCGAGCACUUGCCCUUCCUCCACGGGCCUGAUCAUCCACUAAAUAAACUAUCACCAGAUCGACUGUACGUGACUUUACAUAGGCACACUGACCACAUUUUGAUUGUAGAAAUGAAGGAAGUCGCCGCAGGCAGCACGGCCACUACUAGCAACAGUGCCAAUAGUGGCAGUGCCUGCUCGGUGGCUCUGUCCUUCCACUUGGCCGGCGCGAGGCGCUGCACGCCCGACGAGUGCGAAGACGAAAACACAGCAUCGUCGGCGACUGCGCCCGCUGGGGUGGCGCGCGCUUUUUUCAAGAUCCACUCAUUGGUGGAACUAGACACGUUUACGCUCACACAUGGACCGUUCACGCCGCUUGAUACACCAGGCAUGCAGCCCGGUAAACGCAAGUUAUCGGCAGCGAACAUUCGCGCAGUGCGCGUCCGUCAGCCCGCAUACUUCUUACCCGAGCUGGCUCAUGUGGUGGCCGCGGCGGACGAACGGGUGCCGUUCGUCAAUCUAGCGCAAGAGUUGGCGAGUCGCGGCGUUACUCACGGGGGCGUUCAGCCCGAAUGGAGUGGUUCAGCGCUGGGCAUGCGUAUAGUGUCUCUGCCGCGACCAGAGGGAGCUUCAGUGGCCGCCGCCAAUGCCUUACGCGACCGCCUCCUAGCGGCUACUAUACGACUCACUACCAAGAACCAGGCUCGUGUGUGGACCGCUGAGAUAGUAUUCCACGGAUCACCGGUUCGCACUCCUAACCCGAAAGAACAAGGUGAGAGACGCUGCGUAUACUUGCAGUACGAGUUGGGAACAGAUGCGGGCCGCACCGCUGAGGCGUUCCUCGCCGACUGGGCCGCAAUUGUUCAUCUGCACACACUGCUCUACGAGUACAUGCUACGUCCGCAGCAAGAGCGCGACAUGCUGUGGCAGGGCGUGUGCAUACGCUCGUACACGUACCGCUCGCUGGUGCUCGGCUUCGGACCGUCGCAGCGCGCCACCGCCGUGCUGCAGUGGAGCGCGGCCACGCAGCGGUACACAGUGGCCACGCCCGCGCACCAACCCGCCGCCAACGCGCACCACCUGUUGCACCACCACCUGGACCACUACCUCAACUGGCACAAGGACUUGAUGUCGUUAGGCGUGGUGUUGCGAGAGACAUACGGCCCACUGUUGGCCCUAAGCCGCCUGCCCGCGCUGCCUCAGCUCGGGCUCCACCACGUGCGGACGCAGAUGCCCACGCCCACGUUCACACUGCUAGCCCACUCGUGGAGGAAGAUACGCGUCAUAUACGCCGGAGCGUAUUCGCUAGAAGUGGGCAUUCGUGGCGGAGGAGUGGUGACUGUACGCGAUGGUUCCUAUUCGAAGUUCGACCGCAGUUCCGUUGUUGACGAAUUCUCCCCUGCUCAAGGACUUAAAGCAUUUUUAUCAAGAUACGUAGAAGAAAGUAUUAGCUCAAGACUGUUAGCUGAAGACGACAAUCCACCGUCACCGAUGUCGCCAAUGCCACCAGGUGGUCUCCGUUUCCCGGCCCCGUUGACUCCGCCUCAGCCGCACACGCCACACUCUGCCCCAGUGACGCCACAUCCGGCCUCGCCAGCGCAACAUCAGAUGAGUGGUUCUUUUAACCUCACAUCGCCGCCGGGCGGUGCGGGCAGUAGCGGGGCGGUAUCAGCAUCGCCGGCGUCUCCCUUAGCGCCGUCCCCGCUGGGGGCGCCGGCCGCGUCGCCGCACCCCCCGCCCACCUCCCCUUUCACCGCGUGGCCCGGUUCGCCCUCCCUGCCGCGCCCCUCGCCCGGCCACCACCCCUCACCGCGACACCACCUCGAACAUAAAGGUCCUCAAGCGACAGGAGGCACGGCGUCUAGCGGCCGCGUUCUAGUAGGCGGACGGGCGUGGGCCGGCGCCACCGCCACUCCGCUACCAGUGGUUAAGAUUGAAGCUUUGUGCACGCCCUGCGAGCCUCCGCCUAACGCCCCACCUGGCCCGCCCUUGGCGCCCUUGCAGAGGUUCCUGGCCUGCGUCUACAUGAAGCGGACGCUGCAACGCUUUGUGCAACAAGAAGAGUUCCUAAAUAUGGUGUCAGUGGAAGCGACGAGUCUCACAUUCCGUUGCGAGGCAGCGGGACUGGCGGCGCGCGUUGCUCUACAUCCACAACACUUGCAAUCGCUACACUUGCAGUUGACGCCUUUACCCGAAGCUAAGGACACUUGGGCCACUGAUGACCUUCAGGUAAUGGAGAAGUUCUUCGAGCAGCGCGUGGCAGUGGCCCCAUACCGCGCGACCGCUUUACAAGGCUGGGCUCGCAUAUGGGGUGCGCCCGGGGCCGCGUUACCCUCGCUCGUGGCGCUUAUGCGGGCUGAGCUCGCCCCACUGGCCCCGCCGCCCGCCUGGCAUUUACACUGGGCUCUACGCAUCCCACCUGCCGCGCCGCAGAUCGUGCCCGCCGGCCAGCCCGCCGUGCUCUUGGCCAAACACAAGAUACUGUUCUUUAUUUGUCUGACGCGCGGCGACACGCAACUGGUACUACCGCUGGUGUACGACAUGCAGUCCAACGUAACGCAGCUUGCAGAUAAGCGCGAUUCGCAGCCGCAUCUCAUCGCUGUCAGCUUACAUCUAAAGCGGUUCAACGAGUUCAACCAGUCGCACGCGGAGUGCACGUUGUGGCCGGCGGUGCGAGACUUGCUCACGAACUUCACGCUGCCGCAGGACGCGCCCGCGCCCGCCGCACCGCCGCCGCCAUAACUACUGCCUCUACUUUCACCAUACACAUAGAUAUAAAGAACGGACUGAACGACACCCGCAUGAAAUCAUUCACAUAUAGAAUGGAAUGCCCUGUUCAACUGUAAAGUAAAGCUAGGCAGAUAACUGUGAGAGAAGAAGCUAUCGUGCGGCCAAGAUUUCGUGUAGCUAUCGUUAAUAGUAUAAGCAGUGAGUGAGUGUAUCUGUAUAUGGAUCUAGGUUCAACGUGUUCACCCUUGCGGCCUUCUCGCCAACUUCACGCUGCCGCAGGACGCACCUGCACAUAAAGAAUGGACUGAACGACACCCGCAUGAAUUGAGGACCUAAAAAAGGCAGUGAGUGUGUCUGUGUAUCGAUGUAGGUUCAUUAAGUUCAACCAAUCGUAAGCGGAGUAUAUGCUGCCGCAUUUUAUUUAGUACGAUCUAAUAAAAUAAUCGUCCUGAUACUAAACUCCAUUGGUGUUUCACAUGCAGAUGAAAUCCACAUUCGCUCAGGUGAAAAACAGCCCUUAGUAAAAUCUAAGAGAAACGCCUUAUACUACGCUACAAUCGUAUCAGGACAAAGGUUAAGUGUUUUAAGGUUUGCUUCAAGAGGACUACAGAUUUCUCAUUUUUUAUAUUACUUAGAGGUCUUUGUAAAUAUUUAUAACAGAUCCUUUUUAUUUUUAUUAUUUUGAAUAAGCUAGAUAAGAUCGAAUUCUAUUGAAAUGUUAACACUAACAAAUCGGAUAAUAUUGGCCAUUGUCUCCAUAAAACAUGUUGAAUGUUAAUUGAAUAAUUUUUUUAAUUAUGACAGUUUGAUAAUAAUUAGGACUUUACAGUAAUCAAUAAACUCAUAUUUCU
Molecule: messenger RNA, 5174 nt
Organism: Chilo suppressalis (striped riceborer)
Lineage: Eukaryota; Metazoa; Arthropoda; Insecta; Lepidoptera; Crambidae
Source: the annotation of a GenBank genome assembly